GGGCUGGGGGGCUGUUGGUCAGUCGGUCGGGCGGCGGGUGGGGAGGGGCUCUGUCAUGGCGCGGGUGUCGGUCUUGGGGGUUUCGCUGCUGGAGAACCCGAGCCCAUUCGGACACCCGCUGCGCUUCCAGGUGCAGUUCGAGUGCGGAGAGGCGCUGCCUCAGGACUUGGAGUGGAAGAUCAUCUAUGUGGGCUCUGCUGAGAGUGAAGAGUAUGACCAGGUUCUUGACUCGGUACUGGUGGGACCUGUUCCAGCUGGAAGGCAUAUGUUUGUGUUUGAGGCCAAUGCUCCCAACUCCAGUCUAAUACCUGAGAGUGAUGCUGUGGGAGUUACAGUAAUACUCAUUACUUGCACCUACUUGGGCCAGGAAUUCAUCCGCAUUGGGUACUAUGUCAACAAUGAAUAUGUGGAUCCUGAACUAAGGGAGAAUCCACCCCUCAAGCCAGACUUUUCACAGCUGCAGAGGAAUAUCCUGGCCUCCAACCCUCGUGUAACCUGUUUCCAUAUCAAUUGGGAUGGUCCUAGAGACCAGAUGGACAAUAUUGAAAAUGUAGACCCAGAGCGUGAUGGCUUCCUGUCUCCUAGCUGUGCCUACAUCAAGGGGUUGGCUCCUUCCAUGGGUCUGCAACCUGAGAAUUCCAUGGACUGUAUGUGAUUCAAGUAAAAGAAUCUAAGGACCAUGCACAGAGAAGGGCAACUGACAAGUUUUUGUGGGAAAUAUUGCAGGGAGGAGGUGGUUACUUGUGGCCAGUAAGGAAACUGAAGGCCUAAAUUGUGUAGGCAAAAACUUCAGAGCCCUCUCUUAUUUUUUUUAUUUUUUUAAUUGAGGUUUCUGAUAAAACUUGCUUUUCUGACUUCUUACAGUUCUGUGCUAACACUUCUUGAUUUGGACCUGGACCUUCCUCCCACUGACCUUUUGACAAGCGUUUAGAAUAAUUCUUUGUAUUCUCCCCCUUUCUUUCAGAUUUAUUGAUGCUUAGAAGCAAGAGGUGUUGCCUUGUUGCUCUGAGUACCCCUUAACUGAGAUUACAGUGACCACCUCCAUUUCAAGACAACUUGUCUUUCUACUCCUACAGAGAACUAAGCUUCAAGGAGUUGCACAGUGUCGAGAUAUUACAGCCAGGUUUUGAUGCCCCUCUCUUUAGGAGCUGAUGAAAUUCUGUCCCAGUAUUACAAGUAUUGUUCUACUUUUUGUGCUUUGCACCGAAAGGAAUGGAAACCCUUAACAUGAGUAAGAAGCGGUGUGGACUGCUUAUUAUGAGGGUCCUAGUUCUACUUUUUUGAGCUCCCUUUUUAAAUUUGUGCUAGCUGCCCUUGUUUCUGCAACAAUCCCCAAAAGUGUCCUCUCCAAGCCCAGAGUUAGCAGGAAUGGUAUUCACUCCUUUAGGAUGUGGCAAGUUUACAAAUCCCUCCACAUAUGCCCGUGCCUGUAGGAGUAUUGAACAUGCCCUUCCCAUACUGUGAGGUUUGCACUUGAGGCAGUUUGGGUACUGAUUAAUGCAUAGUCUUUCACAUAUGGCAAGUGCCUCUAGAAACUCUUUGCUCCUAUUGGGGUGGAUUUUCUCGUAACACAAUAUUUACAUCUGCAUGAUGGAAAGCUUUUCUGGCCUGCCUCUAGUCCUGAUAUCUGGUUUUUUUAAAGUGAUUGCAUACUUUGGUAUACUUAGCCUGUCUGUGUACUCUGAUACUAUUGAAAUGUAUGCUGCCUAUAAGUCUUUUAAACACUUCAUAUUGUGGAAUUGAUGUCCAGCUAAUAAAACUUUUGGAAGGAA
This is a messenger RNA of Hemicordylus capensis (graceful crag lizard), 1772 nucleotides long. It is a transcript of the gene ASF1B, whose product is annotated as anti-silencing function 1B histone chaperone. Gene Ontology annotation, cellular component: nucleus. Lineage: Eukaryota; Metazoa; Chordata; Lepidosauria; Squamata; Cordylidae. Gene Ontology annotation, molecular function: histone binding. The record is from RefSeq and is a predicted model, not a curated record. Gene Ontology annotation, biological process: DNA replication-dependent chromatin assembly. The coding region runs from base 56 to 655 and encodes 199 amino acids. The transcript is spliced from 4 exons.